AUGCCGGGCCACCUAUUCGACCUGUUCAUCCACUUGCUGGGGGCACUCGUGAUUGGCGUCUUCUUUUUGGCCCUAAUCAACCAGAUCCAAAAAAUGCUGCACCUCGUCUACAGCGGAAUGCUGGUGACGCUGCGGUCGCGUCAGGACGAGAAAUCGUUUACUGUCCCUCGUAAAAGCGACGGUCUUCUCCCGUGUAUCGACCAUGACUGCCCGACGAUGCGUGUCGUCUUCAGAUACUUCGACCAGAGGGCAACAAGGGUGUUUGUCACCGGCUCGUUCGUCAACUGGGAGCUGUUGCUGCUGCUCGAGCGCGACGAGGCCGGCCAAUUCUGGCGUCUCGAGUACCAGUUGCCCUAUGGACAUCAUCGGUAUCGCUUCGUGGUGGACGGUAAAUGGGCGAUCAACCACGAGCACCCGUUUUGGUCGGACGAGAAUGGUAUCCUGCACAACGUGGUCCACGUCCGCCCACCAAAUAUACUCGCCCGCGGGCUCUUG
Messenger RNA from Mesorhabditis spiculigera, 495 nucleotides. Lineage: Eukaryota; Metazoa; Nematoda; Chromadorea; Rhabditida; Rhabditidae. The record is from the annotation of a GenBank genome assembly.